Stegostoma tigrinum is the source of this 3737-nucleotide messenger RNA. It is a transcript of the gene thap3, whose product is annotated as THAP domain containing, apoptosis associated protein 3. NCBI's taxonomy places the organism in Eukaryota, Metazoa, Chordata, Chondrichthyes, Orectolobiformes, Stegostomatidae. The transcript is spliced from 4 exons. The record is from RefSeq and is a predicted model, not a curated record. The coding region runs from base 290 to 958 and encodes 222 amino acids.
AAUCCCAGCAGCGAUUGCGGUGAAAGGGCUCGCGCCUCCGGGAUUUUUAAAAAAAUCUCUAUUAUAAUUAAAUCUUACCCCGUAAGUUAAGCACGCGGGGCUGUGAAGGGGACCUGUCCGGGAGCGGUUUGGAUUUUUAAAUUCGCCGCCCUGUGAUAUAUUUUCGAGUGGAUGGAUGUGUUGGCUGUGCCGCCAAGCAACGGCGCCAUUUUGUUGUGAGGGGUCGCAGCGCGCCGACUGUUGCCGCUAGGCCGCCAUUAUUGUGGGGGGCAGAAGCUGGGACUAGGUCAUGCCCAAGUCGUGUGCUGCCUAUAAUUGUACCAAUAGGUACAGCAGCAAGAACAAGGAGCUCACCUUCCACAGGUUUCCCUUCAGUAAGCCGGACUUACUGACGCAGUGGAUGAACAAUGUCGGAAGAGCAGAGUUCAAGCCUAACCAACAUACUGUUAUUUGCUCUGAGCAUUUCAAACCAGAGUGUUUCAACACUUGGGGCAACCGAAAAAAUCUGAAACAUAAUGCUGUACCCACAGUCUUCAGCUACUCUGAGAUUAUGAAGCAAAGACAUCGAGCAAGGAAGAAGUUGAAAACAGCCACAGAUGUGUCAAAGCCAGAAGUAACAGAAGAGAGGGUUGAGACGGUGCCCAUGGCCACAACAAGCGGAGGGCAGGAGAACCUGCCACAGGCAGUACCAAAUAAAGUUGCUGCCUCUGAGGGGAGUGCUGACCACACCUACGCUGCCACCAACCUGGGCAUGAUGAAGAAGAGGUUGUUUUCUGCCCUGGAGAAAAAUGAGAAGCUAAGGAAACGGCUGAAAGUGAAACAGGAGGAGAUGAGAAGGAUGAUGAAGAAGUGGCAGGCAGUCAAAGACGAACUAGAGGAUCUGAGAGCCAAAAGUCUGUUGACAGCCAGUGGACUGAACCUCGCAGGCAUAGCCCAGCUACAGCGCUGUAUGAAUUAAAUCACUGAUUAUUUGGAGGACAGUGAGGGGACAACUGGCUGACUCUCCAAGUAGUCCACAAGGCAAAACUGAUCGUGUCAACUUAUUGACGGAAACAAAUUGCAGCAAAUUAAGUUUAAAGAGGGAAGUACAUAUAGUCACCAUUGAUCUACAAUUGAUGACAGGGAUGUAAAUCAAACUGGUCACACUACACCUUGUCUCUCCUCUUUAUGGUUGUAACCUGCUGUGCUGUCCUCUUGUUCCCGGGAAGGUUCUCAGCAUCCGAGUUGAAAGAAAUUUAGCCAUUUGAGCCAUUGACUGUCACAGGCCAUGAUGGGUAAGGGAAAGUCCCAUGAUGAUAGACAGCUUGGGAUCACAAGCCCUGACCUUUUUGGACGUCGUUUUAUGUCCGUAAGAAGCCUUGACAUUCAAACUGUGAUGUGCUUGCGUACCUGAAGUCCAGUUUGCUUUCUUACAUGUGAAAUGCUUUGAUACUCAAAGUAUGAAUUCCUUUGCUAAUCUUUUGUAAUCAUCUCCUGGUUUAAGACAUGCUUCAAGCUCCUCUCCUGUUAACGUAUUUCAGCAAAUCACUUGAAUACCAACCUCUAGCAGUGAGGAUAUCUGAACUUUGUACAUCAAUUCAGGCUACAGAUCCCAGGCAGUUUAGUUGGGCCUGUGCUUUUAUACCUGUUACCUACCAUACUGUUGCUAGUUUCAGUCAUAGUGGCUUUUUGACUAAACGGUGUGAAGCAUCACAUCUCUCUACAUCAUCCAUAUAAAUGCUGCUGUGAGUUACGUACUGUUCUUCUGUCUGUGGGACUUUGAUUACAAAUUCGAGCCAGACUAAGAGGAUGAAAGAAUCCUCUGCCUGCAGGUUCUUACGAUUGCUGCAGCCUCCAACCAGCCCACUUCAGAAAGGGGUCUACAGCAUAAAACUACUCGUACUAGAGCCCAAGCUCAUACUGAACUGAUACAUUUAGUUUGAGAGGUCACAAGCAUGGCAAUUGCCUGAAACAUAUCACUCGGGCGCAUCAGGGAUUACUACCAGGAGCUUAAUUCUGUAUUUACUCAGUGCACCAGGAGCUUGACUCUGCAUAUAACCUGCCACGUAUCCAACCUGGCAAGAUUUCAUGCCUACCCUGAUAUGGGGUGCAAAAAAAUGAAAAACUCUUUCAUUUCCUGACACCAAACAUCCCUUACACCAAUUAUAAAGAGAGACACCUAAAAUGGGAAUUAACAAAGAAAACAGUCAAACUGAAGUGAAUAAAUGCAGUAUCUGCCGCAACCCCAUGCUGUGUGAAAACAGGUUGUGGGUUUGAUUCUUAUCUAGACUGAUCUUGGGGUGGCAGUGAGGAGGUGCAACUAUGGACCACUCUCCAGGGACUUCUGCUUAAAAAUGAGUGAUUGUCAGGAUCAGGUUGCUAUUGCCACAUGCUGGUCUUCACUGUUCGAGCAGAGGGAUCACACUCACCUCGAGCUGACACCUUCAGGAAAUGUCGGGGAAAGAAUGGAAAACAAAAUAAAACUGAACAAAUACCAUGAGAACUUUUGAGGCUGUUGUUGUUAAUCGCCUGGCAUAGUCAAAUUACGUCGUCAUUGUUUCAGCCUGAAGUUUGUCUUCCUAGUGCAUACUUUUAAUGACUUAUUCAUGGGAUGUGGGCAUUGUUGGCAGAGCCAGCAUUUAUUCUCCCUGUGACUUAGAGAAAAGAGAUAUGUUUAGGGUCACUAGAAGUUCCACAUUUCUCCCCCCACCUCCCCCAAACUCCUGUCAUUGAUUACUCAACAGGUCGACUGUGAUGCUGCCCCAUAUCCACAGCUCACCAUGUACAAACAUACAAGUUAGAAGCAGGAGUAUUCCACUCGGCCCCUGAAUCUGCUGUGUCAAUCAAUUAGAUCACAGCCUUAUCUGUGACCUCACUCUCUAAUUUCCUACCAACUUUUUGACCCCCUGUUUAGUCAAGAUUAUCUCUGUCUUACAGCUGUCUGGGGAACAGAGUUAAAAUUUACCCCUAUCCACUAGUUCUAGUCUCUCCCUCAAGGGGAAACGCCCUUUCAGACCCACCCUGUCCAGUUGCCUCAGACUUUUCUGUUUCUAUAAAAUCUCUUUUUCUCCUAAACUCCAGUCAAUACAGGUCCACCCUACCCAACCUUUUCUUUAUAAGAAAACUAACUGCCCAAUCCCAGGUAUCAGCUGAGUGAACUUUCUUUGAAUUGUUUCUAAUGCAGUGAAUUCCUUUCUUAAAAAUGAGACCAAAACUGUACAUAAUACAAUGCCUCGUACAACGAUAGCAAUACAACCCAACUUAUAUAUUUCAUUCCCUUCCAAUAAAUGGCAGCGUUUAAUUUGCCUUUGUAUUCGUUUGCCGUACCUGCCAAGUAAUGUUUUGUGAUUCAUGUAUCAGGGCAUGUAGACCCCUCUGUACCUCAGAGUCCUGUGGUCUGUCUCCAUUUAAAUUAUAUGCUCCUUUUCUUGCCGCCAAAGUGGAUGAUAUUCUUGGAUGUAGCACCAAUUAAAUGUGAAAAAAAAUGACGUUAGGCUUGGGGAAUGAUCCCUUUCCAGAAAACUUGUGUGGUUGAUGUUUGCAGAGAGCAGUAUUAAGGUGAGCAAUGUAUUCACUCCAUGGAAAGCGAAGACCAAAAUCAGCAACAACAUCCGAAAUCAAAACCCGCUCCUACUGAUGUCUACUGAAAGCUUUGCAAGGGGGUUAAAUGGAUAACUCAGCUCCUACCGGCAUGUUGGCUGAAUGGUCUGCCCCAUUUGCUUCAAUGAGUUAUUCGCUGACAGACUUGUGAUUAAAUC